Lolium perenne is the source of this 658-nucleotide messenger RNA. The record is from RefSeq and is a predicted model, not a curated record. NCBI's taxonomy places the organism in Eukaryota, Viridiplantae, Streptophyta, Magnoliopsida, Poales, Poaceae.
UGAGCAAUGGAGGGAAUUACAUGGGCGCCAAAGAUCCUAAUAAUUCCACUUCGAAUUAACGAGUACGGGGCUAUAAAUACUCCCGAUCCCCAUGACCAUCUCCUCGCUCACCAGUACGUUCUCUCUCCCGAUCCCCAUUGGCAUCUCCUCAUUUGACAUGGCUGCUCGCUCGGGGUGGAUCAACUGGGAUGCCCUCGGGGAGGAGCCGGAGGAGGAUGCUGCAGGGUUGAACUACGACUACGAGUUCGUCGUGAUUGAUCCAGAGGAAGAAGAGGAUGAAGUCACGGCGUCGUCCGAUCGGCGCUGCGGCGGCAGGCUUGGCCUGGCCGGAGGAGUUAGAUCAGGGCGCGGCCAUGGACGCGCGCCAUCCCAUGUCCACGGCGUACACGAUGGUGGUCACCACGACGCACGACACGCAGUUCACGUCAACGGCCAGGUAUCGCUGAUGAAUUCCCGCCACGGACUCGCGCACCGAGUGAGGUCCAUUGUCAACCGCGCGACGGUACCUUUUCCUGGUGAAGGAAGCAGUCGUGGGCGAGCUCCUCGCGUCGGGCUAUCUGGACGCAAGCGUGUGCCAGCCCCUGUGACACAAUGGCUUCCUCAACAUGUUCCAAGCGAAGGUAAUCUUCUGCUCGAAUUUGUUCAGAUCAUAGCUUAA